AUGGAGCAGCUUCUGAGGCGGUUUCUCUACCACGACACAGACUCUGUGGUCUAUGGCAGUGCAGAGACAGAGGUGGACAGGAAUAAGUGCUGUACUUUGUGUAAUAUGUUCUUCACGUCGGCCAUCGUGGCCCAGUCUCACUACCAGGGAAAGACACAUGCUAAGAGAGUACGACUGGUACUGGGAGAAACACCCAGCAUACCUACUACUACCAACAGCCCUACCACCACAGACUCAUCCCCUUCUACCCCCCAGCCCAGUGACUCCACCCCUCCCCAUGCCUCACCUGCCCUACCAUGGCCCUCCUCUCUAGCACCCCCGGUGGCGGUGGUGGGUAGUGGUGGUGGGAGUGGUGAGACAGGGAAGUACUGCUGUCUGUGUGGAGCCUGGUUCAACAAUCCUCUGAUGGCCCAGCAACACUACGAGGGGAAAAAACAUCGCAGGAAUGCAGCCAGAGUGCGACUACUGGAGCAGCUAGCUGGCAGUCUGGACGCUACUGAAACUACAGGUUACUUCCUUAGCGAUGUGGACAUGGAGGAACUUGAAGUUCACGACCUGCUCCACUACAGCCCCAUCGAUGCGGAUGUGGGCUUGCUAGACUCCCCAAUUCCUGUAGUCCACAAUCAGCUCCUUUGUUUAGCUGACUUUGAGGGAAAGGUUGUGCCAGGUCCCUGA
Oncorhynchus tshawytscha (Chinook salmon) is the source of this 675-nucleotide messenger RNA. Its product is annotated as zinc finger matrin-type protein 4-like. Lineage: Eukaryota; Metazoa; Chordata; Actinopteri; Salmoniformes; Salmonidae. The record is from RefSeq and is a predicted model, not a curated record. The coding region runs from base 1 to 675 and encodes 224 amino acids. Gene Ontology annotation, molecular function: nucleic acid binding; zinc ion binding. The transcript has 4 exons.